AUGGCAGAGGUACAAUCAUACCAACGUCCUCCUCAGGUGUUCAUCAGUUUCCAUAGAGAUGAAUUGCGCGACAACUUCAUCAGAUAUCUUGUGUGGGCACUGAUAGACGAAAGAAUCAACGUUUUCAUUGACAGAGGAGAAGCAAAUAAGAGAGAAAUACGAAACUUUUCCACAAUGAUCGAGGAUUCAGACAUAGCGGUCGUCAUCUUCUCCAAAAGGUAUACAGAGUCAGAGAUUUGCUUGAACGAGCUUCAAAAGAUGCACGAGCACGCUGAACAAAACAGACUCAUGAGGGUGAUUCCUGUCUUCUACGAUGUGAGCACGAGUGAUGUGAAGAACCUCGAGGGUGAAUUCGGUACUCAUUUCAAGGAAAUGAAGGAGAAAUACAGAAACGAUCCUCUCAAGUUCUUGAAUUGGGAGGGUUCCUUGAGUUCAAUAGCUUGCAGAACCGGUUUAACUUCAGAAGAACACGGAACCGGUUUAGGUCUUGUCAGGGAAAUCGUACGGUCGGUUAAUAGCGAGCUACUAUACUCCUCAGGAGCCGGAAGAAGAACUAUGUCGAAAGGACAAGUUUAUGUUUUGGCUUUAGCUGCGGUUUUUCUCUUUAGUCUCUUCGCUGCUCGUUUCUUUUGCACUGAUGUGAAAGUUUACAAGGCUGUUAAGUGUUUACUAGGUAUUCCAGUUUUGGUUGGUGUUUUGUACCAGGUUUAUUGUCUAUGAACACAACCGAACAGAUGACCUCUUCAUUGAAUACCAAGUCUUAGUCAAAUGGCUUUACACUGUUUUGUUGUACAUGUGUUUAAUUGUUUGUUACUAUACCUCAAAGAACAAAAUGUGUCCUCUG
Molecule: messenger RNA, 844 nt
Organism: Eutrema salsugineum
Lineage: Eukaryota; Viridiplantae; Streptophyta; Magnoliopsida; Brassicales; Brassicaceae
Product: TIR domain-containing protein
Exons: 2
Coding region: 1-720 (239 amino acids)
Biological process (GO): signal transduction
Source: RefSeq, a predicted model, not a curated record